UGAAGGAAGACAGAGAGAUGUCGUGAUGAUUGGUUUCUUUUUGGAUUACUAUUCUGAUAAUGCAAUGGAUAAUACCGGUUGGAUGUUCACCGUCUCUCGUGCUAUUCCCUUGUUGUUCGAGAAUCGUUUAGAUUUGUUUUCUAAGCCUAUAUUUGGAACGAAAGAAAUACAUCUGGAUGAAUCGCAUAUAAAUGCCAAAGAUUUGCCAAAGGGUAAAUCCAAGUUUAUAAGAGCAUUCGUCCCGAACACGGAAUUAACACCUACGACAGAACCAUCACGAAUGCGUAACACCAAAAAAUUACAAACCGUCAUGAAGAUAAUAGACAAAUCAAAGGACAC
Funneliformis mosseae is the source of this 339-nucleotide messenger RNA. The record is from the annotation of a GenBank genome assembly. Lineage: Eukaryota; Fungi; Glomeromycota; Glomeromycetes; Glomerales; Glomeraceae.